GAACCUCCGGUGCCGCCGGGACGAGUUUUGAACCAGGUGGCGGCAGCAAGAUGGCGUCCGAGGCUGCGCAGUACCGGAGAAGACGAGGACGGGCGCUGACGUUUCAGCGCAAGGACACCGCAUGCAGUUAUCCCCCUCAGUAAGAACAUAACCACGGUGCCGGAGAUGGUUUUACGGCGGAAUAACAGACGGUAGCGCUCGGAUUCAUGUCACACCGUCGAAACACUCGAUCUGUUCCACCACGCAGAAGGAUGCUGUCUUGAACCAUGGUACAGAUGUAUAAAAAGCAGGACCCUCCUCCCCUUUAGAUGUCUGGGACCUGUUCAUGGCUUCUAAGAAGAAGCAGAAAGGAAUGGUUCUCCAUCAAGAAGGGGCAACCACCCCUGCAGCAGCACCUGCAGGGGACCAUCCCUCUGCAUGCUUUGUUGUUCCAAAACUAGGGAAGGCGAGUGACGGUGGGAUGGAGCAAAGCACCGGUGGAAGCAGUGAAGAGGCAGAUAUGAUGGGUAAACCAAUUAUGUACCCAUCAAAGGAAGCCAUCAGGACUUCUGUUGGACUCCUUUCUGCGAAACAUCCUGCCAGUUCAAACUCUCAGCCAGACAAUCUCUCACCAGACAGCAUCUGCAAAGGCAUCCGAGUGACGCUGGACAACAACAGCAUGUGGAACGAGUUUUUCAGAUGCAAAACGGAGAUGAUUCUGACUAAACAAGGCAGCAGAAUGUUCCCCUACUGCCGCUUUCGCAUCUCUGGCUUGCAUGCAUCUCGGAAGUACUUGUUGAUCAUGGACAUUCGACCAUUGGACAACAGUCGAUACAAAUGGACCGGCAAGAGCUGGGAAGUUGCUGGAAAGGCAGAGUGUCAUUUAAAGAGUCAGCCAUUCGCUCAUCCAGAUUCCCCGUCAACGGGUCAACACUGGAUGCAGAGUCCAGUGUCCUUUUACAAACUGAAGCUCACAAACAACAUCUCAGACCAAGAGGGGAACGCCAUCCUGCAUCCGAUGCACCGCUACUUGCCACGACUGCACGUGGUCCAAACUGACAAAGCUGCUAAAGACUUAAAACUAACUGGUCCCAAUGUUGUCACAUUCACGUUCCCCCAGACUGAGUUUAUGGCAGUCACUGCUUACCAGAACUCACGGUUUUCUCAGCUUAAAGUCGACUACAACCCGUUUGCUAAAGGACUGAAGGAGGACGGCUCCAGUUUGUUGGGCCCAAAGCUGAAAUUGAACUCUUGCAAAGACUCGCAUAAAGGCGGUGACACGACAAGCAACGAGCAGAACCCUGUGAAGAAGAGCUUGAAGUCUUUGCUUGCAAACCAUAAACCUAGAAGCUCAAAAACAGCAGACUCAAAGCCUUCUGUGUCGGGUGAUCUCCAGAAAAAUUCCACUACAAACAAAGAUCAGUCAGCUGCCAAGGUCACCGGGGAAUGUUCGCGCAACAAUUCACGUCCAGCUCAGAAGUUAUUUUCUGAACUUAUUCGGGAGGCUCACGUUUCACUGCAAAGAUGCAACCUGGAGCAGCUGGCCAUCAACAACGGCAGCACCUCUCACAGAACUGAGCAAACUAACACCACAACUCUGACAAACAACGUACAAGAUGUUCCCAAGAGGGACAGUUUGUCAGUCAAAACACAUGGAGAAAAAUCACCUGCAAAGAAAGGUGAAUCUGUAACAAAAAGGAAAGGGAAGGACGACAAGGACCCUUUGAAUUCAUUGAACUGUAAAAACAAUGUUAGAACAGAUUGUUCUGAGGUCAGUAAUGUUGCUGCACUGUCCCAGAACUCCUCUGUGGACUCCGUAGACCCCCAACGUAAGCCCGAAACCCCAUCAAAGGAGAAAGUAAAGCAGCACAAACAGCCAGUCCGUCUGCCUCUGCCAGCUCUCGCUCUUUUUUUGAAGCAACAUUCGACGAAAUCUAAAAAGGUCAAGAGCGACCCGGACACUCCCUCUCCAGCACUCCCAUCUGAAUCUACUGCUCUACUGAGUUCUACUGCAGCUUCUGCAUGCCCGCCUUCUGACCUGAUUGGUGAUGGCACCAAAUGCAACAACCAGGCCUCGGGAUGUACUCCUCUUCAUGCGGAUGAAAUGGUUUUUAGUGUUACGGGACAGCCAGCUGGAACUGCCCAGCAGCCUUCCAGUCCAUCGUAUCCAGAUGCUAUUGCCACUGCUGAUCCAAAGGGACACAGAACUGAUGAUUUCUUUGCCUCCAUUUCAUUUGCUGAAAGCCCAGGCUCAGAGCCAGCAGUACCAGAUGUUACGCCAGUAUUAUCCAACUCUGAUCAGACAUUUUGUACCCUUGGAACAUCUGUAUAUACCAGUUCGUCAACUCUUACUACCUCUUCUGCAUCUCCCGUUUUGUCACCACCCUAUGACACAGCGAUACCUGCCCCAAACUCGCCACAAACCUCAACCAUCACUGAGUCUUCCUCACUACCUUCAGAUGACCCCACCAUGAAGUCUGAUUCUUUGCUUCCUGACCCUGAGUGUUCUUCUUUUGGCUUCGAGACUUUGUCCCCAGCAAGCUCUCCAGAACCUUUACCUUCCCUGCCCACCGCGUUAGCUUUAGAACUCAACUCCACUACUUCUGAGCCAACUCUAAAAGCAGUACCGGAAGAGCUACCGCUUGGCAAAGACGUUACCCCAUGUGUGUUUAAAUGGCAUACAGUGUUACCUCCGCCUGAGCCAUACAUGGAGACUUCAUUUACACCAUUUCAGCACUCUCCCGACGCUCAUCCUUUAGCGUCUGUUAUGUCACCUUCAUUGCCUUCUCAGACUCCCUCCCACCCUGAACAACAGACUCUUGACACAUCCAGGCCUCCAGCGGAUGCUGCUCCGUCAUUUCAAGAAAACGAACAGUUGCUGCCCUUCCCUGCAGAACUGUCCCCCCUCGCACUUCAGUUGCCGCUGUCUCCAACCUUCUCUUCAUUAGACGGAGAGGGAUUGUCACCCACACCGUCUCUCGCAGACCUUGUACAUUUUUUCUCCACCGAUGAUGACCUUGCGAUGGGGGUGGAGUUUUCCAACGCAGAGACAAUGGCAGUUCCCUGCCCACCUCCAAGUGCUGUAGAAGCAAAUGCGCAGGACCCUUUUCAGCAGGUGACACCAACCCAAGCCAACAAAUCCUCCAGGCGCAAGAAGAAGUCCCGGCAGCGAAAGCUUGCUAAGACGGGACUGAAUCAGAAGACGGACGACUCCAACUACACUAGCAUGCAGCCUAACCUGGAGGAAGUGGAGGCAUUAUUUAUCUCUUUCACAUCAAAGGAGGCGCUCAAACUUCACACUGUGGACUCGUCUGAAGGAACGGCGUCGCAGCCUGAGACGACACCUGAGGGUCAGAACCUGCAACAAUCUGCGGACGCACCUGAGAGCGCAGAGACAGCGGAGUGUUUGGAGGAGAAGAUCGCUGCCUUUGAGAAGGUUCUCCUGACAGACCUGAAGCUGAUGAGACACCGACAGGUGAUCCACCCUGUGCUGCAGGAAGUCGGUCUGAAGAUGAACCUGCUGGAUCCGUCUCUGGCCAUAGAUCUGCAGUACCUGGGAGUCCGUCUUCCUAUCCCUCCUCCUGGUGUCUCUCUGGAGCCGCUGACCCAGGAGCUACCACCGCCUCAGGGUGUUUCUGCAGCGUUCGUGUCCAGAACCGGAAAAACAACAGACGUGACUCAGAUUAAAGGUUGGAGAGAGAAAUUCACUCCACCAGAGGCUCCGUCCGCUCCGGUGCCCGCCAACCCAGAAGCUGGUCCCAGAUCAGAGCUGCCGAAGAAGAACCUGUCGGCGUUCUGCAGCGACAUGUUGGACGAGUACCUGGAGAACGAAGGGAAGCUGAUCGACGAGCGAGCCGCCAGCUUCUCUCAGCCCGUGGCGGAGCCGGUGGUCUACGAGCUGCCCGUCAGGAGCACCAGCUACGUCCGGACCCUCGACAGCAUCCUGAAGAAGCAGUCCGUCAGCUCGCCCACCUCAGACCUCAUAUCUGGGUUCAUCCCCCCGUCCAAGAGACCCAAACUCACCCGCAAAGAGACCACAACAUCCAGGAGAGAAGACAGGAAGCAGAGAGGUCCAAAACCCAGGAAACUCAGAGGAGAACCUCCAGGUUCAGCAUCUGAGCCCAGUCCAGCUGACUUAAACCUGGUCCCCAAACAGCCUGCAGGUCCAUCAGAACUCACAGCCCCUCACAAGUCAAAGAAACACCUCCUGAAAGUCCAGUCCGACCACACAGAACUGUCAGCUCUCUCUCCACAACCCCCCGCCUUCAAAAGGAGGAAGAGGCUGAAACCCAAGACCUCGUCCCAAACCCUCAGCCCCCCCAGGUCCGCGGCCCCCCCACCCGGCCUCUCGGGAGACAUGGCUCCGCUGGAGUCAGACUCUGAGCUCGGGACUGCCGUCGAUCAGAGCGCUGACUCUUACAGAAAGGACAGCGGGCCCAUGAUGACCCGAGCUUUGCUGAGACAGAAGGACCUGGAGGACGGGGUGGUGUGGGAGGGCCGCCUCCGGACCAGCAUCACCGAGGAGAGGGCCACCAUCGCUCUGACCUCGCUCUUCACACUAAAGGGUUUUGUCAGCGAGAACCCGACCGCUCCCAUCCAGCUGGUCCGGAGACGGGCCCCUCCCUGCCUGAACGAGUUCUGCAGGCUGGGAUGCGUCUGCUCCAGCCUGGCACACCGCUCCACCGGCAGCCACUGCGGCCGGCCGCACUGCAUGCUGGGCUGCAGCUGCCUCAAACAGAAGGUGGUCAUCCUCAAGAACCUGGACGGGUCCGACUCCAGCCCCUCGCGCCACGACAACAACAAGAAGAGGAAGAGGAAGAGGAGGAUGAAGAUGGCCUACGUUCUGAAGGAGGCGGACACCGUCUCCCAGCCUGCCGAGCGCGUCCGGACUCUGUGGAAGAGGGACGUUGGAGACUCGGAUCCAGACCCGGUCCACAUCCCUGAGCCAGCAUCUCUGUCCCGGCCCGCCAAGAGGAGAGAGGACGACAGCAGCUGUGCCCGGGUCAGAGGUUACACGGGGAAGAAGAAGAAGAAGAAGACCAGGAAGCAGAGGGAUCCGUCUAACGGCCUGAAGUCUAACGGCGCUCGGCUGAAAGCUUUGAAACAGAGAGACCUGACACUCAGGGACACAGAGGCAGCACCCCCACCUCCUCCCCCAGCAGGUGAACCGGUCCAGCCGGUGCCCUCCGGCCGGCCCGCCACCCCUCCGGCGGAGCCGAAGCCGUCAAAGCGUCUGAUCAUCUUGGCGGAAUGUAAGUGGCUGAGCGACGCCGACCGGAACCACGUGUUGAAGAAGCUGUGCGAGGCGAUGGCUAUGGACCAACUGAACCGACCCUUCUGGAUCAGAAAGUACCUCAUCAGUCCGAUCAGCCAGACGCAGGAGGAGAGCGGCGCUGACAGCUGCAUCCAGUACAAAAUCCACAUCUCCAGACCCCAACAGGACCAGGAACAACCAGCACAGCCAGAAAACCAGAAGGAGACAAACCAGCAGCAGCAGGAACGCCUCAAACAGGUGCUCGGGGAGGCGCAGCCCUACGAAGACUGGCAGCGAGAGGUGGAGGAGGAAGAGGCGGAGCCUCUCGAAGACUGGCAGCGAGAGGUGGAGGACGGUGACAUCGAGGAAGAGGCAGGAUCAACAGCUCACCAGGUGCAUGAUGGGGGAGAGAGAGCAAAGCUGAGGUCGAAGGAGGAGAGGGUCAGCAUGGCUCUGCCUUUCCUGACGGGAAUCUCGCCCGCCGGCUUCCUCUCAGCCAACAGGAAGCAGCAGGGGGCAACAGAGCACACGGUCCAGGUGAACGGGAAGCUCUAUCCUCUGGCUAAGAUCCAGUUGGGGAAGAUGGGGGCGCUCCAUCCUGCGAACAGACUGGCAGCCUAUCUCACCGGCCGGGUGGGCUCCAACAGGAACCAACAAGGUUCUCCUUCCUCUUCCUCCCCCUCUAAACCUCCUCAGAACCAGAGUCCAGGACCGACCCUGAUCACCGUGUCCUCAGAUACCUCUGUGGUGUCUGGCCUCGCUGCCGCCCCCCCACCCAGGCCUCAGACCUCCUCCACAGACUGUCAGGUGAGCAGCUCGGUGGUUCCACCUGGAAAUCCGGCUUCUAAAGGCCCUCAGCUGUUGAUGGUUCAGGUCCCGGGCCCUCACAGGAAGCUUCCCGUACCGGGCCCGGCUCCCGGCCCCCCGCUGCCCCCCUCCACCGGUCAGAGGAUGGUGCUGCAGCCGGUCCAGGCAGCGUCAGGCCUUCAGUACUACCGCAGACCGGACGGUAAACUGGUCCAACUGGUUCCCAUCAGCCAGCUCAGAACCAGAGGUGCCCCCUCCCCCUCGGUCCUCCCUGCUGCACCUCGUGAGCCUGCAGUCGCCGCUGUUGUUGGGAACCAAACACGCCCUCUGACCACAGUGACAACCUCCACCGGCCCCUCCCCCUCCUUCUCCUCCCUGUCUGGCCUCCAGUCCUUCUCCGUGGCCCCCCUCUCGUCCCCGCUCCGGCCCGCCUCUGGUUUCCUGGCCCAGAAGGGGACGUGCACCUUUAAAAUCAUCCCCGCCGCCUCCAGAAAGGAACCCAUUGUCGUCACCUGCCCUAAACUGCCCCCCCGACCCCCCAUCAAAGUGGUGACUGCCGCCGGCGCCUUCACCGUCCUCCAGCCCCCCGCCCCCCCGAUGAACCUCGUCUCCCUCAACACCUCCGCAGGUGCGAGGGCCGAGCUUGGGGUCAGAACGGCGGCGGUGUCUGCGGCCCCUGUGGCUCCUAAAUUCCAGGAGAAACCUGCUUCACCACAAACCACCAACAUCCAGACCCCUGCAGGGGCCGCACACAGACCGCCAUGCCCUCCUGCUCCAGCACGGUCCGGGUCAGGGGCCACACCCGGACCCCCGCCGUACCCCCCUGCUGACAGGUUCAGCCUUGAGCCGGAGCCGGCCUGCGGCCUGGUGGACCUGGACAUCAUCUGCGUGGACGACAAGACGGGGCUCUUUACCACGACGGAGACAGAGGGCGGGGCCAAGCGGCCGUCGGACACGGUGGAUGUGGAGGCGUCCUCGAGCAGCGAGACGGAGAACUCGUCAGACUUCACGGAAGAGACGGAGAGCGGAGAAGAGACGGGGGAGGUCGUAAGCGUCCACCGCUUAAAUCACAACGCGCUGGAGAAGCAGCGUCGAAGGAAGAUGUGGCAGCUGUUCGAAGGUCUGAGGAGAGAAGUGGGACUGAGCCAGGAGAGGACGUCUAAGGUGUCCACGCUGACGAAGGCGGUGCAGGUGAUCCAGCAGCUGAGGAAGACAGAAACAUAUCUAGAGAAGAAGAAGAGGAGGCUGAUGAAGAGGAGAGACGACUUCCUCACCACCAUCGCUCCAUCAGCAGGUAGCUCUAUUUAUCAGAGGCUUAUAAUAUAAAUCAGCAGAAGAAUAAACAUGACACCAAAAUAAAUACUGACUACAGAAAU
Molecule: messenger RNA, 7416 nt
Organism: Micropterus salmoides (largemouth bass)
Lineage: Eukaryota; Metazoa; Chordata; Actinopteri; Centrarchiformes; Centrarchidae
Product: MAX gene-associated protein-like
Biological process (GO): cell fate specification; regulation of transcription by RNA polymerase II; positive regulation of DNA-templated transcription
Cellular component (GO): nucleus
Molecular function (GO): RNA polymerase II cis-regulatory region sequence-specific DNA binding; protein dimerization activity; DNA-binding transcription factor activity, RNA polymerase II-specific
Source: RefSeq, a predicted model, not a curated record